Messenger RNA from Entamoeba dispar SAW760, 1683 nucleotides. RefSeq lists its product as uncharacterized. The coding region runs from base 1 to 1683 and encodes 560 amino acids. The transcript has 3 exons. Lineage: Eukaryota; Evosea; Mastigamoebida; Endamoebidae. The record is from RefSeq and is a predicted model, not a curated record.
AUGAAACGAAUCAAAUCUAAUCCAUUAAUUAUUCAAUUAAAUAAUUUUAAUCAACAUUUUGAAAAAUUAUUAGCAUUAGGAAUUGUUGCUUCAUCUCCAGCAUAUCCACAAUUAGUAAUGGCUAAUGUUGAUAAAAUUAAAGAAUUAUUAGAAAAAUUUCAAAUAGGAAUUAUUAAUAUUAAUGAUAGAAAAACAUUUGAUACAUUAUUUGAAUUUUGGGCACAUUUAUUAUAUAUUUGUAAUUAUGGAUAUAUGAAUAGUUCAAUGGUUUCAAUAUUUAAUAUUCUUUAUCAAUGUAUCUCAUUAACAUCAUUUUCAGAUAUGGCAAAACAAUUAUUAACAAAAGAAAUAACUCAAGAUCUUCUUGAUAUUUAUCAAAGUUAUAUUGUUAGUUGUAGAGAAACAUAUUUAUUAAUAAGUCAAUUAUUAGAAAAAACAAUCAAAGGUAUUAUUGGAGAAGAAAUAUUUGAUAAAUUAACAUUACAAAGUUUAGAUGAUUUAUAUUUACAAUUAUCAACAAAAAUUAAUUUAAGAAUGCCAGAAGGAAUUGAUAUUGUUAUAAGUAAAAUUAUUGGUGCAUUAUGUGUUAUUGAUAAAGAAAUAUUAAAUAAUAUUAAUAAAAUUACACAAAGUGAAAAUAAUGAAAGUACAACUAUUGCACAUUAUAAUUAUCAUUUUUUAUUGGAUUUUAUUCCAACUACAAAUGUUUUAAGACAAGGAGAAUUACAAUCAAUAAUUCCAAUUAUUCUUAUAUAUCCAAAUCCAUUUAUGUUUAUUGUUUGGUUUAUUCCUCAAUGGAUUAAAUCAUUAAAAAGGAUUGGAAUAAUUAAAGAAAGAAUUAUUAGAAGUAAUGAAUUUUUUAUGUAUAAAAGAUGGUUUUUUGAACUACUUGGUAAGAUGAUGAGAAAAUUUCAGAAAAUAAAAGAGAAUAAAGCACUUUGUACAUGUUUUAAAUCUAUUAUUAAAGAAAAUGAUAUUACAGAUGUUAAUGAAUUAUUAUUUAUAAUUAAAACAAAUACUAAUAUUUAUGAUACUAAACAAAUGAUAAGAAUGGGUAAAAUGAUAGAGAAUAUAUUAAGAUAUUAUAUUAAAAUUAAUAAUGGAUUAAUAAAUUUAUUUGAUGAUACAUUUAAUAUACAUGAUUUUAUUCAAAUAAUAGAAAUGUCAAUAUUAGCAGAUCAUUUAGAAUCAUUAUUAAAAUUAUUAGGAUUAAUUUAUGAUAUAUUACCUUAUUUUAUUAAGACAUCUCGAGAUAUUUUAUUAUUAGAUUAUCUUAUUAAUAAAAGAUUCUCUUAUUUUUUCUUUCAUUGGUCAGAUCUUAUUCGUACUGCUUUCUUUCAUAUUAUUUUAUAUCGUUCAUUAUUUAUUAAAUCAAAUCAUUUAUUAUCUUCAAAAUUAACACAAUAUGAAAUAAAUCAAUAUAAAAAAAGAAAAACUGAAUUAUAUGAUCCUAAAGAACAAGAUAUAAAUAUUUAUACAUCAUUAAAGGAAAGAAUAGAUAUGCUUAAUAGUAUUAUUAAUUCUUUACCAUCUGAAAAACAUUUAAAUGAAUUAAAAAUGAUAAAAGUAAUGAAUGAAUUUACUCAAGAAAGAAAAGAAUAUUUUAAUUGGUUAAAUAAAAAGAAUAGUAAUGAUUCUGAUAUUCCAAAAAUUAUAUCAACAAUAGAUAUAUCAAGUGAAUAA